Molecule: messenger RNA, 2176 nt
Organism: Ruditapes philippinarum (Manila clam)
Lineage: Eukaryota; Metazoa; Mollusca; Bivalvia; Venerida; Veneridae
Product: receptor-type tyrosine-protein phosphatase kappa-like
Exons: 17
Coding region: 1-2028 (675 amino acids)
Biological process (GO): protein dephosphorylation
Molecular function (GO): protein tyrosine phosphatase activity
Source: RefSeq, a predicted model, not a curated record
AUGGUAUCUUUUUACAAAGACAUUGAUAACUUGUUUGCCCAUUUAGUGAGAAUUACUUAUUGUUGUGAAGAUAAGUUUACUGUUCUAGAGCGGCCAUCAUCAAAGGCAGAUAAAGAAAGGAAGAGCACUUUAAGCAUACCACCAACUACUGCCAUAGACACACAGCCUUCAGGGAACAAAACAAGAUCACAAGUCCCUGUAACAUCUUCAUCAGUAGAUAUUGAUGAGGUAGAAGUAGAUGAAGUUGAAUAUGAAAACAAGACUGAUGAUACCUACUAUAACAUUAGAGAAAGUCCGUACAGAAUUAAAGUAGACAACCUACUUAAAUAUGUUACAUCUGGAAAGGUGGACUUCGAAGCUGAAUUCAAGAAACUCAACAAAGAUUUGGAUUUGACAAAGCACUGCAGCGUCGCUAAAGAUCCUCAAAAUUUGGCCUUGAACCGGUAUAACGGCAUUUAUCCUUAUGACCAUUCCAGAGUGACCAUCCAAGAUCUGCCAGAUUUCUUUAUAAAUGCUUGUUACAUAGAUGGUUACUGCAAGGAGAAAGAAUAUAUUGCAUCAUUAGGGCCAACAUCAAAGACCACUGCUAACUUCUCCACGUUCUGGUUGAUGGUAUGGUACAAGAAAACUGACAUUGUUGUCAUGUUAACCAAUCUUAGAGAAACAUCUGGUAUGAAAUGUGAGCAGUACUGGCCGGAGGAGGAUACGGAGAUAGAGUACGGGGAUAUUACAGUAAAAUGUCGGAGUGUUGAAGCGUUUGCUGAAUAUACUGUUAGAACUUGCACUAUAAUAAAGGGAAAAAAUGAAAGGCAGAUAAUUCAACUACACUUCACAGCAUGGCCGGAUAAAGGUGUUCCCCAGGAGGUGACAAGUCUUGUAGAGUUCAGACAAAGGGUGAAUGCAGUUCCUAAGACAUUAGGUGGACCAAUAAUAGUUCAUUGCAGUGCUGGAGUAGGGAGAACCGGAACAUAUAUCGGCCUUGACAUUCUGACACAGGAAGGAAAGGAGAAAGGCUCUGUAGAUGUAUUCGAUUGUGUAAACAGAAUGAGACAUCAAAGAGUCAACAUGGUUCAAACCGCUGAGCAGUACAAGUUUCUACACAAGGCUCUCGUCCAUUCACUCUCAUUCGGAUGUGAGACAUUGACAGCUGAAGAAAUACAGAGAAUCAUGUAUGAAGCAGACGACAAUACAUUCAUGAAAAUAUACAAGACAUUGGCACUAGAAGUUGACAUUGAGACGGAGGAUGAAAUAAACGCUAGAGAAGAAAACAGAAAAAGAUACAAAGACAAAAAUAGACGAAAUUCUAAUGUACCAUGUGAUAGCAGCAGAGUGCGUUUGUUUCUUAGCAGAACAGAAGGCAAAAAUGACUAUAUCAACGCUGUCUUUAUCAACAGCUUCAGGAUCAAGAAUUUGUUCAUUGCUGCACAAACACCACUUCCUAAGACUGUAGAGGACUUUCUCAGCAUGGUAUUCCAGCAGCACACGUGUUGUGUUGUCGCGCUCGAGGAUCAGAAUGCUCCCGGCAAAGAUGUCGGACAAUACCUUCCGGCUGAUAACGAGACUGAUACAUUCGGAAAUUUUUCUGUAACAAGCUCAAAAUAUGAAACAAAGUCACAAUAUAUCUUAAAGCAACUGACAGUCAAAGAUAAUACGAAGGACCAGAAGAAAUCUGUGUUUCAUUUCCAAUACAAAAACUGGCAAACAACGAAGAAAGUACCUGACAGCGCCAUGGAUUUUGUACAAUUUAUUAAAGACGUUGAAAAAUGUGUAGCUAAUGACCCGGAAGAUAAUCCCAAUAUCAUUGCACAUUGCUUGAAUGGUUUUGAGAGAAGUGGGUUGUUUUGUGUCGUAUACAAACUUCUAGAGAAACUUGAAGCUGAACGACAAGUCAGUGUAGUUAAUGUAGUCAGGAAGAUCCGUACACACCGACCACAAUCAAUUACAUCAAUGGAACAAUUGAAGUUCUGUUAUGAGUGUGUUUCAGCGUAUCUGGAGAUUUACAACACGUACUCUAACUUUGCAUCUUGAGUUUACUGCAACUUUACUUGUUAACUUAAUGUUGACAACGUGUUAAUUGAAACAUAAUUGUAAACUUAUUGUUUUCAUCAUGUUUUUCAAUUUACUGGCAAACUUAAAACCACAACUUGUUAAUUUACAUGAUCUCUAUAUAUAUAUU